UUGGGCCAUUAAACAAUGACGAAAGCGCAGACGUGUAAGUACAACCGCCCAAUAUGUGUUAGGGUUUUUCAACAACUAUAUAUAUCCAAACCCACCCGUUUUUCUCCUCCAUUUCCUGUCUGCCGCUUUCGCCAUGGGGAGAAGACCUGCAAGGUGUUACCGCCAGAUAAAAAAUAAACCCUACCCAAAAUCACGAUACUGUCGUGGUGUGCCUGACCCAAAGAUCAGGAUUUAUGAUGUGGGAAUGAAGAAGAAAGGUGUUGAUGAAUUCCCUUUCUGUGUUCAUCUAGUGUCAUGGGAGAAAGAAAAUGUCUCAAGUGAAGCCCUUGAGGCUGCACGAAUUGCUUGCAACAAAUACAUGGCCAAGUUUGCUGGGAAGGAUGCCUUCCAUUUGCGUGUUCGAGUUCACCCAUUCCAUGUCUUGCGUAUCAACAAGAUGCUUUCAUGUGCAGGAGCUGAUAGGCUCCAAACUGGUAUGAGGGGUGCUUUCGGUAAGCCCCAGGGCACUUGUGCUAGAGUGGCCAUUGGACAAGUCCUUCUAUCUGUUCGUUGCAAGGACAGCAACAGUCACCAUGCACAGGAGGCUCUCCGUCGUGCUAAGUUUAAGUUCCCUGGUCGCCAAAAGAUCAUUGUUAGCAGGAAGUGGGGCUUUACUAAGUUCAACCGCACUGAUUAUCUGAAGUUCAAAUCUGAGAAUCGUAUUGUGCCUGAUGGUGUCAAUGCUAAGCUUCUUGGAUGUCAUGGACCAUUGGCGAAUCGUCAACCAGGACAGGCGUUUUUGGAUACUGCUGCAUCAGCUUAAAAAUCUUUGUUUGAGUGUUGAAGAACGUGAUAGAAUUUAGGCAUUCUAUUGUGUUUCAAUUACCUAUGCUAUGUUAUCUUUGUUCUGUUUUAAUAUCAAAUACUGGGGAGUUUUUUCAAUUUAAAAUCUAAAUUUUAUUUCUGUAUUGCGAUUGAAGUUUCUUUGAAUAUAUUCAGACACUUUUAAGGCC
Mangifera indica (mango) is the source of this 992-nucleotide messenger RNA. RefSeq names its product 60S ribosomal protein L10-like. The transcript has 4 exons. Gene Ontology annotation, molecular function: structural constituent of ribosome. The record is from RefSeq and is a predicted model, not a curated record. Gene Ontology annotation, cellular component: ribosome; cytosolic large ribosomal subunit. NCBI's taxonomy places the organism in Eukaryota, Viridiplantae, Streptophyta, Magnoliopsida, Sapindales, Anacardiaceae. Gene Ontology annotation, biological process: translation; ribosomal large subunit assembly. Bases 134 to 802 code for a protein of 222 amino acids.